This is a messenger RNA of Pneumocystis jirovecii RU7, 336 nucleotides long. RefSeq lists its product as uncharacterized. The record is from RefSeq and is a predicted model, not a curated record. Lineage: Eukaryota; Fungi; Ascomycota; Pneumocystomycetes; Pneumocystales; Pneumocystaceae. Gene Ontology annotation, cellular component: mitochondrial inner membrane. Gene Ontology annotation, biological process: pyruvate import into mitochondria. Bases 1 to 336 code for a protein of 111 amino acids. Gene Ontology annotation, molecular function: pyruvate transmembrane transporter activity. The transcript is spliced from 7 exons.
AUGUCUUCUAUAAUUUCUAUGAUGCAAUUGAAGGCUAUACAUCUUUGGAACCAUCCAGCAGGCUUAAAAACAGUUCAUUUUUGGGCGCCUACAAUGAAGUGGGGAUUAGUUUUGGCGGGGAUUGGAGAUAUGAAGCGCUCGCCAGAUAGACUUUCUGUGUCACAGAAUACAGCACUGACGUUAACUGGGCUUAUAUGGGCACGCUGGAGCAUGAUUGUUAAGCCAAAAAAUUAUUUGUUAGCAGCAGUAAAUCUUUUCCUUAUGACUACGGGCGGUAUUCAAUUAUCACGGAUUUAUUUAUAUCAACGCACUCUUAAGCAAGCAGGUACAGGAUAA